CUCUCUACGUCCUCGAUCAACACCCUUAAUCCUGCCUCACACAGCCCUUUUACGACCUCGACCCCGCCGCUGCCACCUCCUGUACGCCCUGUUCCAUCUAUUCGGCCCAUCUUCUAUCGUCUACUAGUCUCGCACGAAGAGCCACCACACCCCCCACUAGUGUCAGUCCCUACCUGAUGACCGCUCUUUUUCAGAGCAACUGUAUACGCUACCUCGAUGGAUAACGCAAACCUGUGGACGCGGAGAGCAAACUCCAGCAAGCUGUCUCUGUCCAUGUCCGGGACUGACAGAGACGGUGGCGCCCGAGUCGAUCUUCCCCGCAAUCACACAGCGAAGCGCUUCGGUCCCGACAGCUCUCAUGGACGGUCGAAUCCCUUCAAUGCGAUAUCUCCUCUCUCCGCGGGCGCGUCCUCCCCGUCGAUAAACGCCUCGUCCGCUUUCGGCCUGGGGUCUGGCGCAUUCGCGUCGUUCGGUUCUUCAGCCAAGACUCCGAAGACGCCCUCCGGCGGUGCCUUCGAUCUCAGCUCGAAGACUUCUGGUGAUAAGAAGGAUACGCAUGAGACGGAAGGCACGGGGACGGACACAGUGAAAGCGAAAGGCUCGACGUCCUCACUCAGCACAUCCGCUUCCACCAUCAAGACACACCCUCUCAAGUCGACGUGGAUUGUCUGGUACCGUCCACCCACACCGAAAUACUCAGACUAUGAGAAGUCAACAAUCGCACUGGCAUCCAUUUCCACGGUUGAAGGCUUCUGGAGUGUCUAUUCCCACCUGAAGAGACCAUCUCUCCUCCCGACUGUUUCCGACUACCACAUCUUCAAGAAGGGUAUCCGUCCCGUCUGGGAAGAUGAGGCCAACAAGAAGGGUGGGAAGUGGAUCGUCAGAUUGAAGAAGGGAGUUGCUGACCGGUACUGGGAGGACCUUCUGCUGGCCAUGGUGGGCGACCAGUUCGCGGAAGCUGGAGAUGAGGUCUGCGGUGCCGUUCUUAGCGUGCGGAGCGGAGAGGACGUGUUGAGUGUCUGGACGAGGAUCGACGGUGGAAGGAACAUCAAGAUCAGGGAGACGAUCAAGCGAUUGCUCGCCUUCCCGCCAGACACCAACAUCGUUUGGAAAAGCCACGAUGACAGCAUUGCUCAGCGAUCUGCUAUCGACCAAGCUCGUCAAGAGAAGGCUGCUGCCAACGCUGGUCAUCAUCACCACCACGGGGGUGACCGGCGGAGGGCUAAUAAUGCCAACCACAACAACAGCAACAGCCAUGAUGACACAACGGGUGACAAGGGGAAAGGUUCGGCGUCUUGAAAAAGGGUUAAACUGAGCCUUGGUAUGGCCCUGUAUAGUAAAGGUUAACUGGCAUGCGUUCUUCACUGGGUUGGGGGAAGGCUUGGGCGAAUUCCUGCGUCUGCUUUAGUUUUAAUGCAAGAUGACAUGAAAGGACCAGCAUCUCGAUGCUAUGUAGUCUACCAUUGGUAUCACGAUUGCUUCUACA
Messenger RNA from Paecilomyces variotii, 1486 nucleotides. Its product is annotated as eukaryotic translation initiation factor 4E-4. Gene Ontology annotation, biological process: translational initiation. The transcript is spliced from 3 exons. NCBI's taxonomy places the organism in Eukaryota, Fungi, Ascomycota, Eurotiomycetes, Eurotiales, Thermoascaceae. Gene Ontology annotation, molecular function: RNA 7-methylguanosine cap binding; translation initiation factor activity. The coding region runs from base 217 to 1299 and encodes 360 amino acids. Gene Ontology annotation, cellular component: cytoplasm; eukaryotic translation initiation factor 4F complex. The record is from RefSeq and is a predicted model, not a curated record.